Molecule: messenger RNA, 755 nt
Organism: Salvia miltiorrhiza (redroot sage)
Lineage: Eukaryota; Viridiplantae; Streptophyta; Magnoliopsida; Lamiales; Lamiaceae
Product: multiprotein-bridging factor 1b-like
Exons: 4
Coding region: 224-643 (139 amino acids)
Cellular component (GO): nucleus
Molecular function (GO): DNA binding
Source: RefSeq, a predicted model, not a curated record
AAAGAAGGGGCCGUUGAACCCACGGGAAGGUUCUGGAUAGGGGCGUGCAUUGCAAGUAAAAUUAUAUAAAUAAUUAAUUUUUUCGUUUUAUUUUGAGAACGUAUCUAUAAAUAAUAUAGAUACAAUCGGCUAGGCAAUCGAUCCUUCUAGACAAUCGUUUACGUUCAUCGUCUAUUCUCUCUCCCUCUCUUAACACACCCGCUGCAGAAAACUCUAUCCAAAAAUGGCAGGAAUCGUUCAGGACUGGGAGCCGGUGGUGCUUCGAAAGAAGGCUCCCACCUCCGCCGCGCGCAAGGAUGAGAAAGCUGUCAACGCUGCCCGCCGCGCCGGAGCCGAAAUCGAAACUGUCAGGAAAUCUACUGCGGGGACAAACAAGGCCGCCAAAAGCACUGUAACAUUGAACACGAGGAAGCUGGAUGAGGAGACUGAGAAUCUAGCUCAUGAGAAGGUUCCAAGCGAGUUGAAAAGGGCAAUAAUGCAGGGGCGAAUGCAGAAGAAACUAACGCAAGCUCAACUGGGUCAGAUGAUAAACGAGAAGCCUCAAGUAAUCCAAGAGUACGAGUCUGGCAAAGCAAUUCCCAACCAACAGAUCAUAGCUAAGCUGGAGAGAGCUCUUGGAGUUAAAUUGCGCGGCAAGAAGUAAAUUAUAGUAUAUGCCUUCCCUUUUGUGUGCUGUACAUGUCAUCUCGCUCUUUUCUGUAUCUCAUCUGCAAUUGUGGUGUUGCAUAAAUAGAAUGUUCAAACUGCCUUGUUGC